This is a messenger RNA of Cherax quadricarinatus, 6028 nucleotides long. NCBI's taxonomy places the organism in Eukaryota, Metazoa, Arthropoda, Malacostraca, Decapoda, Parastacidae. The record is from RefSeq and is a predicted model, not a curated record.
AUUGUUGCAGUGACACUAGCAACCUCGACGGUGCUGGCGGCACCGCAGCAGGGCUACGCCAGCUUCCUUCCAGCCUCACCUGACUUCACCGCCUUCUUGGAAGCUCAGGAGAGCCGCCUUCAGAAACAGCUCAUCCCGGCCCCCGCCAGACAUGACGAAUCAGCAGUAGGAACAGGGAACGAGCACCACCACCAUGACGACCAUGGCCACCAUGGCCACCAUGACCACCAGACAGGGCUACAGUGGCUCCGAGAUUCCGUGCCUGGCGAGCCUGGCCAAGACUACCCUAUAUAUUGGCGAGUUCCAGAGACCAGCUUCUCCUGCGAGGGUCGCCUGCCAGGUUAUUACGCCGACACAGAGACGAGGUGCCAGGCGUUUCACAUCUGUAAUGUGGUGGAAAUCAAAUCGUUCUUGUGUCCUAAUGGCAGCAUCUUCAACCAGCAACACUUUACCUGCGAGUGGUGGAGCAGUGUGCAAUGUGAAACCUCUCCAGACUUCUAUAGUCUCAACAACCACAUCGGCAUAGUGGGACAGGAGUCCAAGAGCUGGAUAACCAUCAAUGGACAGGACUUCGACAGCCGGUUAGAUGCCCAGAGGGCGCAAGAUGUCUUGCAACAAGUGCAACAGAGUCAACAGGUUGCCCACGAAGUGCCACUCUUCCCAGUUCUUCAACCGAUAGCAGUUGGCAGCACCCAGAAAGUGAUUGACUUCGAGUUCACAAAACCAGAUCCGCGAGAGCAGACCAGCGAAGAUCACCAGCAGGUUGGCGAUGUCUCACUCCAGCCGGUGCAACAAGAUACAGAUUCAGUCUCUGUCGGAGAUGGCAGCCUCCAAGAAGACUCUGGCUUCAUUGCCGAAGAUGUUCAGCAAGUUCCCCAGGACUUUGGUCUUGUUGCUGAUGUCACUGAUGUGGUUCAACCUGGAGAGGACUUUCUUCCCGAUGUCACUGAAGUUGUUCAGCAGGGCUAUGACCUCACCCCACCGGUAACUGAAGUUCAGCAAUUUCAGCAGAACGGUGACUUUGGCUCAGAGGCGAAAGGAAACGGUUAUCAAGUUCAGGAGGACCUUGUUCCAGAUGUACCUGAAGUGGUUCAGCAAGUUCAGGAGGACCUUGCUCCAGAUGUACCCGAAGUGGUUCAGCAAGUUCAGGAGGACCUUGUUCCAGAUGUACCUGAAGUGGUUCAGCAAGUUCAGGAGGACCUUGUUCCAGAUGUACCUGAAGUGGUUCAGCAAGUUCAGGAGGACCUUGUUCCAGAUGUGACUGGAGUGGUUCAGCAAGUUCAGGAGGACCUUGUUCCAGAGGUAACCGAAGUUGUUCAGCAAGUUCAGGAGGACCUUGUUCCAGAUGUACCUGAAGUGGUUCAGCAAGUUCAGGAGGACCUUGUUCCAGAGGUAACCGAAGUGGUUCAGCAAGUUCAGGAGGACCUUGCUCCAGAUGUACCCGAAGUGGUUCAGCAAGUUCAGGAGGACCUUGUUCCAGAUGUACCUGAAGUGGUUCAGCAAGUUCAGGAGGACCUUGUUCCAGAGGUAACCGAAGUGGUUCAGCAAGUUCAGGAGGACCUUGUUCCAGAUGUGACUGGAGUGGUUCAGCAAGUUCAGGAGGACCUUGUUCCAGAUGUACCUGAAGUGGUUCAGCAAGUUCAGGAGGACCUUGUUCCAGAGGUAACCGAAGUGGUUCAGCAAGUUCAGGAGGACCUUGUUCCAGAUGUACCUGAAGUGGUUCAGCAAGUUCAGGAGGACCUUGUUCCAGAUGUGACUGGAGUGGUUCAGCAAGUUCAGGAGGACCUUGUCCCAGAUGUACCUGAAGUUGUUCAGCACGUUCAGGAGGACCUUGUUCCAGAUGUGACUGGAGUGGUUCAGCAAGUUCAGGAGGACCUUGUUCCAGAUGUGACUGGAGUGGUUCAGCAAGUUCAGGAGGACCUUGUUCCAGAUGUGACUGGAGUGGUUCAGCAAGUUCAGGAGGACCUUGUCCCAGAUGUGACUGGAGUGGUUCAGCAAGUUCAGGAGGAUUUUGUUCCAGAGAUUACUGAAGCUGUUCAUCAUGUUCAAGAGUACCUUGUUCCAGAGGUAAAAGAUGUACCACAAGUUCAGCAAGACUUGGACCUUAUUCAGACAGAGGUGACGGAAGGUCAGGAAGUUCAGCAAGAUUUUAGCCAUGUUCCAGAGGACACUGAAAGAACUCCUGAAACACAAGAGGUAACUGAAAUUAGAGAUGAUGUUCACCAAGUUGUGGAUCUUGUUCCCGAGGAGGAACCUGCUGUUUCUGAAGUGACUGAAGAUGUGGAUCAUGUUCCAGAGGAGGAACCUGCUGUUUCUGAAGUGACUGAAGUUGUGGAUCAUGUUCCCGAGGAACAACCUGCCGUUUCUGAAGUGACUGAAGUUGUAGAUCAUGCUCACGAAGAACAGCCUGCUUCUGAAGUCACUGAAAUAGGUCAGGAAGAUCAAGACCUUGCUCCGGAAGUGAAGGAGGUCGCUGAAGAAGUUCAGUACGGGUACGAAUACCCUCCCAAAGAGACUGGUAUUGUGUUAGAAGGUCAGCGGGAGACAGAUGUCACCUCCGGAGUAGUUACAGGGGUUCAGGACAUCGGUGAAGGACUGGAUAGUGUCUCUGAAGGACUGGAUGGUGUCUCUGAAGGAUUGGAUGGUGUCUCUGAAGGACUGGAUGGUGUCUCUGAAGGACUGGAUGGUGUCUCUGAAGUAUUGGAUGGUGUCUCUGAAGGACUAGAUGGUGUCUCUGAAGUGCUGAAUGGUGUCUCUGAAGGACUGGAUGGUGCAUCUGAAGUACUGGAUGGUGUAUCAGGACUGGAUGGUGUCGACGUUCGACAGCCACAGGAAGAAUCGAACUUGGUGCCCGGCAAGGAAGUGCAGCCUGAAGUCCCUACUGUACCUGAACAAGUGUUCACUCAGCCUGAACAAGUGCUCCCUCAGACCGGAUAUAUCAUUGAUGCACCUGAACAAGUGUUCCCUCAGCCUGAACAAGUGUUCCAUCAAACUGAAGACAUCACUAGUGCACCUGAACAAGCGUUCUCUCAGCCUGAACAAGUGUUCCAUCAAACUGAAGACAUCACUAGUGCACCUGAACAAGUGUUCCCUCAGCCUGAACAAGUGUUCCAUCAAACUGAAGACAUAACUAGUGCACCUGAACAAGUGUUCCAUGAAACUGAAGACAUAACUAGUGCACCUGAACAAGUGUUCUCUCAGCCUGAACAAGUGUUCCAUCAAACUGAAGACAUCACUAGUGCACCUGAACAAGUGUUCCCUCAGCCUGAACAAGUGUUCCAUCAGACUGAAGACAUCACUGGUGCACCUGAACAAGUGUUCCCUCAGCCUGAACAAGUGUUCUCUCAGACCGAAGACAUUGAUGGUGCACCUGAACAGGUGUUCCCUCAGCCUGAACAGGUGUUCCCUCAGCCUGAACAAGUGUUCCCUCAGCCUGAACAAGUGUUCUCUCAGACUGAAGACAUCACUAGUACACCUGAACAAGUGUUCCCUCAGCCUGAACAAGUGUUCUCUCAGACUGAAGACAUUGCUGGUGCACCUGAACAAGUGUUCCCUCAGCCUGAACAAGUGUUCUCUCAGACUGAAGACAUUGUUGGUGCACCUGAACAGGUGUUCCCUCAGCCUGAACAAGUGUUCCCUCAGCCCGAACAAGUAUUCCCUCAGCCUGAAGAUAUUGGAUCAUCACAAGGUUCCCAACUGUCCCUGGUAGAGCCAGAGGUGGAGACUGAUGUUAUAUCUCUCCUUCCUGGAGCAACUGAUGAAAGUGACCUCAGUGAAGUGUCACCUGUAGCUGAGGUCACCACUGAGUGUGAAGGACACACUGUCGACUGCACACCACGACAGGUCAAUGAGAUCACUCAACUGUAUGAAGUACCUGUCAAAGGUACCGGGGCCUCUGAUAUAGAAGCUGACAUCCGUCAAGGAUCCCCGUCUGGCAUUGAGUCCGGUCUUGGGGAGGAAUUUAUUGUACCUGGUGUGUCUCAACUCACCCCUGGUGAGAGCUUCCCUCAAGAGGAGGAGCAUGUAUCUCUGCCCAGUGAGCUCCCUACUGAGGAUCAGCUCAGUACUGAUAGUGAAAGUGAAACUGCUACUGAUGAUUUCAAAGAGCCAAUUCAAGUCCUGCCUCUGGAUGCUGUCAAGACAGCAGAAGAUACAUAUGAACCUAUUCAGUUUCCCGUCCAAGACCAGCACAGUCUAGUUUCUCCAUCUGGUGAGUCUCCUGAGUUGUCCCAAGUCAGUGAUGAUGUGCCAGCUUCUGUCCCAGUAGAAAGUGGACUGGAACAAGAGACAAGAGUAGAAUCUGGAGACAGUACUGUGACGGGGGAAGUGGUAUCAGUAGGUCCAUUGCUCUCUGCUUUCCCAGCCACACAUUCUGCUGAUUUUGCACCACAAAAUGUGACUGCACUCGGACAACAAGAGAUCCAGGAAGGUCAGUCUGUUCCACUGGAAGUGUCUGAACAGACAUUUCAAGGACAACAUGAGGAAUUACAUAAAUUUGACCUGACAGAAGAAAUCACAACCAGUCCCGAUAUUUCAGAUACUGAGCAAUUCACAGACAGUUUAAUUCAGUGUAGUCAAUUUGUCUGUGUAAGCCCACAGCAAGACAGUGAAGUACAACAUGAACUGUCUACUGAGCCUAUCUUGCCAACCGGUGUUGCUGAAACGGUGAAGGAGCAAGACUUCCCUCUGGAUCCUUCACUAUUACAUGAAGCACAAGACAUUGCUCUUGGUGAUACAGAGGUGACCGAGGUAGGAUCAGAGCCAGUUACUGACGUUCCACAUCCAAGAGAAGAGCCUGAAGAAUCAGAUAGGUUUGACAAACCUCAGGAACAUACAUAUGAUACAGAAGCUCCACAAACUUUAGUUCCGUCUGACAAGACUGACAGCCUGGGAGAUAGUUUAUUACUCUUUUUCCAAGUAGCAACAGAUGUACCAGAAGUGAUCAGUGAAACUGUACAGCCUCAGGUACUGGAGACUGCAAGUGAGACUUCAGAUGAUCAGCAUCCACCUACGCUCACUGUGACUCCCACUGCCCAGGAUUCCGAGAAUGAAAUUGCUGAUGGAUUUGCUCCCGAGUCCCAUGUUGUGGCAGAGCAAGAGCCUACCCCUGGAUCUCUUGACCAUCUCUCAGUGGGUGUGGAUCAGCAUGAGGCUGAGGCAGCAGUUGAACAUCAUGUACCAGCUGCUCAAACUAUUGAACACCAAGACACUAUUAUUAUUUUCCCAACUCAGGAAACUGCCACUUUACCUGAAACACAAGAACCAGUAACCUUGAUUCCAGUCACGCAGCAUGACCACCAAGACGAGAGCCCAACACUGAUCUCAGAUGACCAAGCAGUAAGCGCCACAUUACCUUCAGCCAGUCAAGAUGAGAAUAUCACAUUCAUCUCAGCUCCCCUGGAAGAUAAGAGUCAUCCAGGGGAUGACGAGAGUGCCCCAAGUCAAAAUGGUGCUCAAGCUGCAGUCUUCCCCACUGGCCCAGACACAGACACAUCCUUCUCAGUCUUCAUACGUGAAGGAACCGCCUCAGAACUCGCUGCUGGAGUACCCACGUCCCUCUUUCCUACCGAGCUAGGGACAAAAGAAGACACAGUUUCCCUGGACGUAUCACAGGUCGUGCAAGAAUCACAACCACUGCAGGAAGAAGUUGAGGCAGUGGAGCAGCCUCAGGUCAGGUCCCCACCACGAAUUCCCAGUUCCUACCUUCCUCCACACAAAUAAAUCAAUCCCUGGCUCUCUACCCGGAAAUAGGAAAAUCUAGUUUUAUAUUUUUACUUAUAUAUUUAUAAUGUGUGUGUGUUGUACGAAUAUAGUAUUGCUCAAUAUGUGUGUAGAGGUACGUAAGGGUGUAUCUACCUGUGAAGCCACAGGCUGGGAAACAUUGGAACCAGCGUCUUCUUACGUUGGUUGGGGAAUUUGUAGGCGCUAUAUUUAGUGGUCUUCUGAGUGACUAAAUUUUUGUAUGCGAGUAACCAAAGAAUAAUGGACGAUAAUCUAUAGCUUACAAAAAUAAAAACUCUUCAUAUUU